Molecule: messenger RNA, 2391 nt
Organism: Owenia fusiformis
Lineage: Eukaryota; Metazoa; Annelida; Polychaeta; Sabellida; Oweniidae
Source: the annotation of a GenBank genome assembly
UAAAAAUCCAUCAUGGCGAACACGUGUGGAAAAAACUUUUAAAAUCGUGUUUGGACUGUUAAACAUUUCCUUUUAAACAUAAACUCAAAGAUUGAAGGAUGACAUCUCUAGAACCAAAACCAGCCAAAAAGAAGCAGAGAAAAAGAGAUCUCAAAUUUCCUGAAGAUCAGUCAACAAAAAAAGAAACAUUUACUUUGGAUGUUGAUAAGAUCAUUAGGACUAAAAACUUCAGUAGGGGACCAGAUAUAAAAAAGAAUUAUACUUUUAGUGGUGAGAAAGGACAUCGUAAGAAGGAUAAAGGUGUUAAGAAUGUUUUACCAAAUAAAAGUUCACAGACUCAAAUAUUAAAAGGAAAGGGUUUGAAAAACCAGACAGGGAGAUUACAAGGAACACAACAGAAACAUGGCAAACCGAUAAAGAGCAGAUUUCAAGACCGAAAGACUGACCCCUAUCCUGGUGAUGCUCCUAUCCCAAUCCAGAGGCUACAGAAAUACAAAAGAGGCGAGGAUAAAUAUCUGGGAGAUAUGAAGAACCAAUUUGAAACAAAAAAGCUUAAAUUCAGGGAAAAGAAGAUUUCAGAUGCAGUUAAACAGGCAGCAAGGACAGAGACAUUACUCAAUGAACAGCCAGGGUUCUUGGAGGUGGGGGCUGAUGAAGACAUUACGACAAUUACACAGCAUGACAUCUCAAAUGCAGUUGACAUCACCAGUGCACAGAAGUACUUUGAGUUAAAGCUUAAGCAAUUUGGUCCCUAUAGAGCUAAUUAUAGUAGGAAUGGAAGAUACCUCCUAAUGGCUGGCAACUUGGGCCAUGUGGCUGCUAUGGACUGGCAGACCAAGAAACUCAUGUGUGAAUUCAAUGCAAUGGAGGCAGUCACAGAUGCCAAAUGGCUGCACAUAGAGACAAUGCUAGCUGUUUCUCAGAAGCAAUGGACAUACAUAUACGACAACCAAGGUUUAGAGCUACAUUGCCUUAAAGUCAUGGACAGUGUUCUGAAACUAGAAUUCCUGCCGUAUCACUUUCUGCUUGUUGGAGCUAAUGCCAGGGGCUAUCUCAGCUGGUUAGAUGUAAGUAUUGGCCAAAAGGUUGCAGGCUUCCAGACCAGUAUGGGACGCUUGGACGUCAUGUGCCAGAAUCCAGCUAAUGCAAUAAUACAUCUGGGACACACAGGAGGGACUGUAACAUUGUGGUCUCCUAACAUCAAAGAGCCUCUAGUGAAGAUGCUAUGUCAUGGUGGAGCAGUUAGGGCUGUAGAUGUGGACCAUACUGGCACGUAUAUGGCUACAUCAGGGGUAGACAGGAAGCUCAAAAUAUGGGAUCUGCGCAUGUAUAAGUCAGUACAUGAGUACAGGAUAGGUGGCGGUGCUGGUCAACUCUCCUUCAGUCAACGUGGGCUCCUAGCUGCUGGUAUAGGAAGUGUUGUAGAGGUUUACCAAGAUCCAUGCAGAAAUGUUGUUGAGUCUCCAUAUUUGCGCCAUCAGUGUCCUCGUACUGUGGCAUCCACACAGUUCUGUCCUUAUGAGGAUGUUCUAGGGGUGGGCCAUGGUGGUGGUUUUUCUAGUCUUCUAAUACCUGGUGCUGGAGAGCCAAACUUUGAUGCUUUAGAAGCAAACCCAUUCCAGAGCAAGAAACAGAGACGUAAUGCAGAGGUCCAGAUGUUACUGCAAAAGAUUCAACCAGACAUGAUCACAGUGGACACAAGUGCACUGGGGAAAGUUGAUGUCAAGACUUACGCAGAGAAAAUUGAGGAAAGAAAUAAACUACUGUUCCUGAAACCAGAAACAAUAGAGUUUGAACCUAGACAUAAGAAAAAAGGCCGUAGCAAAACUGGGCAUCACGAGAACAGAAAGCAGGGAUACAAGGAAGAAAUGAAGAGAGAGUUUAUUAAAGACAGAGUGCAGGAAAAACUAGAUGAAGCAACAAGAAAGCGAGAAGAGAAGAAAAACAGAGACACUGAGCAGGGUAAACCUAAAGGCGGAGCCCUCAGUAGGUUUGCUAAAAGCUGAAAUGAAGAUACUGAUAAUAAAUAGAAAUGAGAUUUACAAAAAAUGAAUAAUAUGGUGGAAUAGAAUGUACAUGUAUAUGGAAUCUAAACAAACUCCAUUUUUGAAAUAAAAAGCAAAAUAAGAUGCUGUUUAAAACAUAUUAUGUUGUUUAUCUAUUUCAAGGUCACUACAGUAUGAUACACAGUAAAACCUGAACAUAAUGAACACCUAUGGUUCCACAAAAAGUGUUCACUGUAAGGAGGUGUUCAAUACAGAGAAGGGAUUUUAUACAGGAGUCAUUGUAAAAUGUUUGUUGAAGUGGUAUUUACCAAAUGCAUGUGUUCACUAGGGAGAGGUAUUCACUUAAGACAGGUUUUACUGUAUCGCAACAUGUACCAUUAUGUGU